UCAUGCAGGAGGAGGGAGAAGCAAGAGCAAACAAACCAAACACAGUUGGUGUCUGCAGACGGGUAAAGAGGUCAAGUGGUUUGCAACAAUAGCAGCAGCAUCCAAAGACUGGAUUAUUUCUGGACAUACAUGAUUUUCUCAGUGCAUUCUUUCUCAUAAACCGUGCAAAAAGUAAGUGAUAUCCAAUCGUUUGGCUUUGAGAGGUGUAAAUGUUUUGAGGGAUUUAAGGGAUUUGCAAACAUUAGAGUGACAUUGGACAGUAUGGCAGUAGUAGCUAAUCUGUGCCUCCCGGGCUGGGACGAGUGGAGGAGAGAGAUGCUAGAAAAGAGGAGGAGGAGAUGGAGGGAGAGGGUGAAAGCGAGGGUGAGGGUGAGUCUUGGGGCGAAAGUGCAUGUGUGCAUUGAGGAGGAAGAAGUAGAGGCUGGAGAGGCAGAGGCCAUGGGUAUUGAGGAAGAGAAAGUCAGCAGGGAUGAUGAGGCAGGUGAGAAGGGAGAAGUGAAGGAGGAAGGAGCAAUGAUGAGGGAAGCAGAGGAGACAGAGGAAGUAGGAGAAAAUGACAUAGGGAGGGGCGUUAAAGAUGCGGAGGACGGCAGCAAUGUGAUAGGGGCAGAUGAAAGAGUCAAUGGGGUGGAAGAAGACAAAAAAGAGGAAAAUGAGCUGUUGAGGGAGGUUAAGGAAGAUGGGGAGGACAACAAGGAGGUGUUGGACCCAGAUGAAAGGGUAGAUGAAGAGGACAAUGGGGAAGAAAAUGAGGUGGUAGAUAAGGAUGAGGAGGAUGAGGUAACUGAAGCAGAGGAUUUGGAGAAGGAGGAAGACAGGGAGGUUAAAGAGAAUGAGGAAGUGGCAGAAGAUGAAGAAGUAAAUGAGUUUGAGAGGGAGGUAGAGGAAGCAGAGAAAUUUGAAGGAGGAGGAGAAGAGGGAGAAAAUAGGGCUGAUUUGGAGGAAGACAGGCAGGUGAGGGAAGAACAGCAGGUUGAGGAGGAAGAGGCUGGGGAAGAAGAGCAUCAGGAACAGGAGCAAAUUGGACAGUUCCACCUUGCAGAAGGGGGAAUUGAGGAUGAAAACAUUCGGCAAAACCAAGAAAGUCCGAGGCAAGAACCUGAAACAGUCAGUGAAGAAGAAAACUUGGCUUAUUCAGUAGAAUCCAGUUAUGAAGAUUCUGACUGGACGGGAUCAGACGAUGAAUUUUACAACUUUGACAGGAUGCAAAGCGAAGAAAGAGCUGUUGAGAAUCAGUAUGAGGUUCCCAAUGAACUGGAAGAUCUUGAUGAAAAGUCAGUGAGGAAUGAAAAUAGCAUCCUAGGAGCAUGGACUUCCACGGAAAGAAAAGCAGAGGAAGAUGAAAGCAAGAAGUUGGCAGAUGAGAAAGAAACAGUUGCAGAAUCUCCGAGCACUCAAGAGGAAGAGCUUCAAGCUGAUAGCAAAAAGCUUCAAGAGGAAGAGGCAGAGUCUACAGAUGAUGAGGAAGGAGAACAUUCAGUGGAUGAAGAAGAUGAAGAAGAUGAAGUAAAGAUUUACUGCAAAGAUGAUUAUUGUACGGACGUAUUCCGCAUCUUGACAGAGUUCAGGGACUCCUCCAUUCUCACUGACCUCACCCUGAGCACGGAGGAUGGAAAUAGUUUCCAGGUGCACUCCCCUGUCCUGGCUGCAGUCAGCUCCCAUAUCCGAGAAAGUCUUCAUAGAAAGAAUACAAAGAGAUAUAAUGACAAAGUUGGCGUUCACAGGUGGUCACUGUCUCUGGGUCCAGAGGUGAAUCAUGUUGGAUUAAAGGCAGUUGUGGAGUUUGCCUACAAUGGAUUCAUACCAAGUUUUAACAUGAGAGCUCUGCGACAGAUAAGAGAGGCGGCUCAAACACUGGGCGCCCCCAGGGUGCUGGAUGUCUGCAAAGAGGAAGAGGAAAAGCCCACAAAACCUCGUGCACAGAGGAAAGCGGAAAGGAUCUCGGCUGCAGAACAAAUGAUGACGAGUCUUCAGUCCAUCAAACAGCUGUGGACGGACAGAGUGGGCUGUGACGUCAUUCUGGAAGCUCUCGGAGGAUCGCUUCAUGUCCACAGAGUCAUUCUGGCUGUGUGCAGUGACUAUUUCCGUGGCAUGUUUACCUCGGGGAUGAGGGAGUCCAAUCAGUCCUGUGUGGCCCUUCCUUCCCUUUUGGCUUCGGAGCUGGCGGUUCUGAUUGACUGCUCCUACAGCGGGGCCCUCCCUCUCAGCUGGAAGUGUGUUUUUGAGCUUACCAUUACCGCUCUCCAGCUCCAGUACCAACCUGCCCUCUGCUUGUGCCUUGACUUCCUGCAUCAAGAAAUAAAUCCUCACUCCUGCCUUGAUGUGGCAUCUUUUGCUGAGGCCUUCGAGAUGGAGCAACUUCUUGAAGUCGCAGACGAUUUUGUCUUGCGGCAGUUCCAAAAAGUGGCAUGCAUCCCAAAGUUCAAGGACCUGCCAGCCCAACAGCUCCUGAAAUACCUGAACAGUCGCUCGCUUUGUGUUCCAUCUGAGCUCGUUGUAUUCAAAGCAGUGGCAACAUGGAUCCAAGCAAGGCCCAAAGUAAGGCUGAAGAUUGCUAAAGAACUUAUGAAAACCAUCCACUUUCCCCUGAUGACAUUUAAGGAAUUCAAAGAGGUCCAAUCUUUGAAGAUGUGGUCCGAUCACAGUUUGGCAGAGCUCUACGAAGCAAUUUUUGAGGACUUCUGCUCCAGUGAGGGUCAGUGCCGGGUCUAUCUGCCAAAAGAGAGUCUGGUCUUGAUUGGAGGUGAGCAGAUCUCUGACGACCUGUGUAAGCGCAGCAUCAGCAGAGAACUUUGGUUUGGGAAUUCCCUUAGGAACCACACAGGAGUGAAAAAGGCCAUGGAGUGGAGAAAGUUGGUAGAUAUGUUGCCAGCAACGCCACCUGGGGAGUUUCGCCCCAGGAAUUGCAUACAGCAUACACUCCCUGCAUUUACAGACAUUGUGGAACAAUAUUGCCCCACUGCAAACUCUUGGAGCUACGUGUGGCCUUUGGAUGUGCCAAUGUGCGGCCAUGUAGCAAAGGUGUUACAAGGGCAGGUCUUUGUCUCGGGAGGACUGAGCAGCGACAACGAAUAUCUUGCAUCCAUGUUUCUGUACCACCCAAAAAAAGGAAGCAACUAUUUGGCAAACAUGGCUAAACCUCGGGCUCAUCACUGCAUGGAGCCCCUAGAUGGAUGUCUUUAUGUAGCUGGUGGAGUCACCAAAGAUGAUACCAAAGGUGUUAUUGACCAGCUGGCUUGUGAGGUGUACGACCCCGUGGCUGACUCCUGGACUGCCUUCACAUCUCUGCCAGUGCCACACGUAGGAGCUGGAGGUGUCGUUUUGGAGGGAAAGUUUUAUGUGCUGGGUGGAUACAGCCAGGACGACUACAGUGACACUAAAAUGGUCCAUCGCUAUGAUCCUGCUACACAGAAAUGGGAAAACAUGGGAAAGAUGCCUGGGCCAAACAAUGAUAUACGAGCAUCUCUGCUGUGUUUGCCGUCACAUUACCGAUUGUAAGGCAUGGUCAGUGUUGUGCAUUGAACGAGAUAACAGAGUACAUUCAUUGAAGGUACUCAUAUUUUUGGUAAACGGUAAACUGAACAUAAACAUUCGCAAUGUAUACACAUGAACGUUGUUCACUCUCGCAACAGUCCAAGUUGACAUUUGUGCCAAAUUUAAAGAAAUCCUUUCAUGAAAUUUGUUGUUGAGAUAUCGUGUUCACAAAAAUGAACGGACAGCCCAAGAAAACAAUGCCUCAGGCAACAGCUAUUACUAGUGUCAUUUUGAAAAUGACAGACAUGAACAUGAAGUAGUUCAUUUUUAGGAGGAAUGUGAACUUAGUUCAGAAAACAAAAUUUGUGAACUAGUUUGUUUAAAUCUGUGUGAGCUGGACUUUGAGCUAGCUGUUUAAUGUGAACAUGCACAACUCUAGACAUGGUUAUACAUGUAACUACUAUUGUUGUCUAUGGUGCUGAAUUAUAGGUUACUUGAUGCAUGUUAAAAACAGUAGUAUUUUCAUAAUUUUAAAAGCAUUGUUCCAUUGUAAACAAUAUAAGAUGUUUACAAUAUCAUGUCUUAUGUUAGCUUGAUAUCUUGUUCAAGGUAAAUUUAACUUACACAGUAUUUUAAGCUUUAAAGGAAAACUUCAUCAACAAAGUGGUCAUUUGUAUAUCAGUUAAUCAAUGAAUGUUACCUUUAAUUCAUUAAGAAAACUUUGUUUUUCUUGCAUGCCUUCAUGGUGAAUCAGCAGUAUAA
Molecule: messenger RNA, 4236 nt
Organism: Plectropomus leopardus (leopard coralgrouper)
Lineage: Eukaryota; Metazoa; Chordata; Actinopteri; Perciformes; Serranidae
Source: RefSeq, a predicted model, not a curated record